Molecule: messenger RNA, 837 nt
Organism: Arachis duranensis
Lineage: Eukaryota; Viridiplantae; Streptophyta; Magnoliopsida; Fabales; Fabaceae
Exons: 2
Coding region: 1-837 (278 amino acids)
Source: RefSeq, a predicted model, not a curated record
AUGCAGAACCAAGAUGCUGCCAUCGAGAAACUUGAGACACAAGUUGGUUACCUAUUCAAUCAGACUUCUAGCAACAACCAAAGCAAAAAAGAGGAGUGUCAAGCUAUCACUCUUAGGAGUGGGAAGGAACUGAAGGAAUUUGACCAGAAGACACUAGAAGAAGACUCAAUUGAUGAAGGAGAAAAGCAAGAUGGAAAUCAAGCCACAACUUCUAAAGUGCAAAAAGAAGAAGGGAAGCUGAAGCCGGAUGUCCCGAGACACAAAUUACCCCAGAAAUUGAAGGAUCCAGGGAGUUUUCAGAUCCCCUGUGUCAUAGGUGAGAUCACAGUAGAGAAGGCUCUCUGUGACUUAGGAGCCAGCAUCAAUUUGAUGUCAGCAGCCAUGAUGAGGAAGAUGAAGAUCGAGGAGGCUAAACCAACAAAAAUGGCCUUACAACUGGCAGACCGAUCAUUCAAGUUCCCUCACGGCAUAGUAGAGGAUUUGUUGGUGAAAGUGGGAGACUUCAUAUUUCCAGCCAAUUUUGUAGUAUUGGACAUGCAAGAGGAAGCCAAGGCCUCCAUUAUCCUGGGAAGACCCUUCCUGGCCACUGCUGGAGUUGUCAUUGAUGUCCAAAAAGGUGAUCUUACCUUAAGAUUACACAAUGAGAAGAUGACAUUCAAUGUAUUCAAGGCCAUGAGUUACCCACCAGAACAAUUCAGGGAAUGCAUGAAAUUAGAUGCACUUGAGGAAGAAGUGCAGGAGAGCUUCGAAGAUGAAGGACCAGAAGAGCCAGAGAGAGUCAUGGAAGAGGAGUAUGAAUCAAGUGAAGAGGUGGGAACAGUUGGAAGAGGAGUAUGA